AUGAAGGCUAUCAUCUUCACCGAACCUAAGCAGAUUCGCUUGGUAACCGACCGACCUCUGCCACCGAUUCGGGACAACACCGUUCUUGUCAAAGUGGUAACCGUCGCCCUCAAUCCAACUGAUUGGAAACAUGUUGCAUUCGGAAUGGCCAAGGAAGGUUGCGUGCUCGGCGUUGACUACGCGGGUGUUGUGGAACAGAGCAAUUCGCCGGGCUGGGUGAAAGGCGAUCGCAUUUGUGGUUUCGCCCAUGGUGGAAACUCAAUCCAAACCGAAGACGGUACCUUCGCGGAGUAUAUCGUCGCGCCCUUGUUUACUGCUAUCAAAAUUCCACCAGGGGUUUCCUUCGAAGCAGCGUCCACCUUGGGGUGUGGAAUUACCACUGUGGGCCAAGGCCUCUUUGAGCCGGGCUACGGGCUCGGCCUUAAUACGCCGUCCAAACCGAUCACUACUCAGGUACCAGUUUUGAUCUAUGGUGGAAGCUCCGCAACAGGUUCUUUGGGAAUACAGUUUGCUAAGGCAGCAGGCUACUCCGUAAUCACCACUUGCUCACCGAAGAACUUUGAAAUGGUUCGCGCCCGCGGAGCCAGCGAGGUCUUUGAUACCCAUGACCCUGAAAUCGGUAGAAAGAUCAACGAUUACACGAAUAACCAACUGCAAUACGCCUGGGAUUGUAUCGGAACCGAUGAAUCAGCCCGGGCUUGUGCCAACGGACUCACAACCAACCCUGGAGCACACUAUGGCACUAUUCGCGCACCGAAAUUGCCUCGAGAUGAUGUCAAAUAUACUGCCACCAUGGCUUAUGUCGGCAUCGGUGAAGACUUUGAAAAGGGUGGCAAUUGGACUUGUAACAAUGAGGCGCAUGCUUUAUGGCAGACCAAGAUUUGGAAAAUUGCGUACGAUUUACUAGCGACAGGAAAGAUACAAGUCCAUCCUACUCGGGUGGAAAAUACCGGGUUUGAAGGAAUUCUGGCUGGUCUGAAAGAGUUGGAGAAUGGAGCUGUCUCAGGGCAGAAGCUAGUCUAUGUACUAUAA
Penicillium antarcticum is the source of this 1032-nucleotide messenger RNA. Its product is annotated as zinc-binding alcohol dehydrogenase family protein. The transcript has 2 exons. The coding region runs from base 1 to 1032 and encodes 343 amino acids. Lineage: Eukaryota; Fungi; Ascomycota; Eurotiomycetes; Eurotiales; Aspergillaceae. The record is from RefSeq and is a predicted model, not a curated record. Gene Ontology annotation, molecular function: oxidoreductase activity, acting on NAD(P)H.